UAUGUCUAAAUCAAGAAACGCGUUCUUCUUCUAGCCCCAGCUCUUUAAAUGUGAAAUGAAAAAGUUUACUCUAUAAAUGGAAGCGCUACCAAAGUCCAACUUUAAAACUACCAUGUUGUGACUAAAACUCCUUCGACGUGUUUAUGCUAGCUUUCAUUGUAGAGUAUAAAAAGCAGAGUAACGUAUCAUCUUCAACAUUGCUGAGGAAGUCGCAAGUCGAAAGUUCUUCACAAUGAAUUCCUUUGUCUUGAUCCUUCUGACGCUGAGUGCAGCUUCUGCCUCUAUGCGUCUUGGCUACGAGAAAGGCAAGCGAUACACGUACAACUACCAAACUGAUGUGACCCAUGCUGUUCGGAGCGGAUCGGCGAAGACCCUGGGACUGAGAGUAAAGUGCCAGGCACAUCUUGAUGUCCUAAAGACGAAGCCGAAGGCCCAGUUUCAAUUUACGCUGGAAAACAUUCAAGUUCUACAAGUCACAGGAGACCACAAACAACAACAGGAGAAGGCGUUAGAUGCAAAGAUGGCAGCCGCCAUGCAACAGAGACUCGGCCUACCCGUGAGAGUGGCUCUGAAGGGCGAUAACUGUAUCAAGCAGGUCAACGCGCAUCCUCAGGAUGAGGAAUGGUCGCUGAACAUCAAACGCGGGCUCGUGAACCUGUUCCAGAUCGCUCCGCGACAAGUUGAUAAAAAGGGCCGUGACAGAGAUUUUGUUAAUCAGCUUGAGACUACAGCCGUGGGCGAUUGCCAGGUGUCGUACGCCAUUGUGCGUGACAACGGUCAGUCUGACGGAGAGGGUGCCCAACAGUUUGCCAAGGUUACCAAGGUGAUCAACUACCAGAAAUGCCAAAACCGUCCGGAAUUCAGGCAGUACACCUUCAACGCAGAGAAAUGCGAAAAGUGUCAACAGGUAAUGUGUUGGAGUAGUCCAUGGCUUUUUGGUAAUUUUGAACAGAUCAAGAGUAAAGAAAUAUCACCAUAUACGUCUUCACUGUCACACCUUCUUCAACAGAGCACUGGCUAUGCCCCAUACCACCGUUCGGCUGGUCAGAUUGAACACACACUAACUGGCUCUGCCAAGGCGGGUUACAUAAUCAAAACAACACAAGCUGUCGAGGAGCACGUGGUCACUCCAUUCUCUCGUUCAGAUGGCCAAGUGACCGCUAGAGCCAGGCAAUGCCUCGAGUACCAGGGCACGGCUGCAGCUGGGCAAGCUGUGGCCACACUGAUAAAGGAGACAACUCACAGACUUGUAGUUGAGAAUCCUGAGAAACUAGCUCGACAGAACGCUCAAUGGCAAGAAGAACUAGCUAAACAGGCGGAAGCUACUGUAACCGAUAUGCGCGCAGCAAUUCAACAGCGAUCGGGUCACCAGGCUGCGGAGAAGUUUGCAAACUUGGUGGCGCAGUUGAGACAGUGCAACGAAGCAACUUUGAGGAAACUGGCUGAUAUGAUGCUGGCACGGCAGGACCAACCCGAGGGGAAGUUCUGCAUUGAUGCACUGGCCUACGCGGGCACCGCUGAGGCAGCCCAAGUCUUGUGGGAGAAGUUUAAAGAACAGAAACUAAACAAACCAGAUGACCUCAAACGAGUGUUCCUGGGACUAGCAUCAGCUUCGAGACCCACCGCUGCCCACGUCAAUAUUGUUUGGGCACUAUGUAACCACGCUAAAGUACACGAGGACGCGUCAUGCCGCCGCCAGUGCAUGCUGACGUUCGGGGCCCUGGUACACAGGAUCAAGCAGAGACCCAGUCUCCAGCAGGACACCAAAGCCAAGGCUGCCUGCAAGGAAUGCAUCCAGAAAAUUAAGGACCUCCUUGCCAGCGAACAAACCAAAGCGGAUGAGAAGGUGAUGUACAUACAAGCUCUUGGGAACGCGGCAAGCACCGAAGCAAGAGAACAAUUACAAGGCAUCCUGGAGAACCGCAAACAGGAUCUGCGGAUCAGAGUGGAAUGUGUGUGGGCUCUCAGGCGCAUCCUUCCGGCGGCCAGAGAAAAAGCUACUCGACGGCUGAUUUCUGUCUUUGCUGACGCUAGAGAAAGCCCUGAACUACGCAUGGCCAUUUUCAGUUUACUGCUGAACUCUGAACCCAACUUUCCAACACUGCAAGCUGUCGCGAACAUCGUGAAACGAGAGAUUACUAACCCGAUCCAGGGCCCCCGCAGUAACCAAGUGGCCUCGUUCGUUAUAUCACAUCUGUGGGCCCUUGCCUAUCAUAACAACGUUUUGACAAAGAGAAGGUCAAUGCAGGCUCGCCUAGCCCUCCGUCUAAUGCCUAGGAUGAGCUAUGGACUGGAUUACUCCAAAGGAAUGCGAUUUGCUUAUCAUUCAGAAAAGUUUCAAGCCGGAUUUGAGUUGGAGGCGAACAAAAUGAACGUACCAGACAGCAUGCUGCCUCGAAACAUGAAUGCAAGGAUCCAGCUGAACAUGAUGGGCUACAAGAUGAACGCUUUAGAGUUUGGCGCCCGAAUCGAAAACAUGGAUCAAAUCAUUGAACAAGUGAUAUCCGAAGUCCGCAAGCGACACAAGCGAUCUUUAUGGGGUAACAUGCUCUUGUGGCUGAACGAAGAGUCCUCAGGUGAUGAAGAAGAAGAGGUUAAGAAACCAACCAGGCGUCCCACAAAACAUUCGACCAAAGCUACUAUCUUUUCUCGACCCUCCGUACAAUCUACACGCCGUGCAGCCAGCAAAAAGAGCACGCGACCCUCAUCUCGUCCCAUGUCGUCGCGGCCCACGGCAACUUAUAGACCUUCAACCCAACAAGAUCCUUCAUCCCCAGACUCCGACGGCCAAAAGUGCCCUCAACACAUGUCGGCUUACAUGAAGCUGUUCGGGGAUGAAGUGAAGUACAUGGAAUUCAAACAAGAGAACAUCAAACAGUUUGGACAGGGCAUUGCUGAUCUUCUUAUGGGAAAGAGAGAUAAAAUUGAAUACGCUGACGCAGGAAUCGUUAUUACAACGAAGGGAGUCCAAUUUACCCAGAGACUAGAGAAAGCGUUCCAGCUUGCCAAUGCCCGUCGUAUGGUACCCACCCUGUGCGGUGUCCCCCUUGAUUUCCAAUAUCGAUCCGCGGCAGUUGUCAAGGCGACCGCCAAAGCAAACAUGGACGUUGAACCAUCUAUAACCAGCCUUCUACAGUUCCAGAAACUAACCGGCAAUGCGGAGAUCACACCAAACAUUGGCGCUCACGAACAUCAGCAAGUUGGAAUCCACACGCCAUACUUACGCAUGGGACUACAGGUGAAAGCCGCUGCACAAGCUAACCCUGAUCAGAAUUUUGGUGUGACCUUCCAGGCUGGCAAGGAAUACACCAUUAAUUAUAAUCUACCACAACAACAACGUGACAUCCUUCACAUAAAAUACGACACGCAAGCAUAUGUCCAACAGAAGAAUCCAGAGAACUGCAAGAUAACUCAUGAGCAGGUUUCCAUGGAUUUUAAGACGCCUCACCUCAAAAAGAUCCAAAAGACCUGCAAAGGACAGAACUAUUUUGGAGUGCAGUGGUGCGUAGAAGGACAAGUCCCAGACCUUCCCGUGUUGAGGCUUGAGCAAGUCCCAGCCUUCCCAACCGUUGCUUUGACUGAAUUGCGCGUUACCAUGGCUCCCGCCGCAGACAAACCGACCGCUGUACACUGGAAACAUGAGGUGGACAAAAAUGACGAGAAAGAGAUUCAAGUCCGCGGCCAAAUUGACGCUUCCUCAGGAACAGUAGCUCGUCAAAUCCCGUACACGAUAACUUACACCAAAGCAAACCAGCAACUGGUGAUACGGGUGGAUGGCACAAAAGCACCCGGAUGUGAAAAUUGCAUGCUCACAUGCACUGUCAACCGUCAGACAAUGACAUUGCAGUUUGGAAGAGGGAAACUUCAGUACCAGGUCUCCGCGACUGGACAAGUUCAAGACCAGGGCAAGACUUUGCGCCUGCAGUUUGAUUGGACAGAGGUCCCUGAGGAAUGGAGAAGAUUUUUCUACAACUGGGAGCCACAGAUCUGUUAUUUGCUUCAGCAGUUCGCUUGGGUGAGGCGAUCAGAACAAUACACCAAGCAAGUGGCAAUUAAAUUUGCGCUCACCUCACCGAUGACAGCCGAUAUGAGAAUCAAGACUCCGGACGCAAUGGCUGAGAGAACUGACCUCGCUCUACCCUUGAGAAUUGAGCGUUUUCCUUCAUCCCUCCAGGAAAUCAAAAAUUCCUUCUAUGCCCAGUGCGAGAUGCAGGAUGACACCGUGAAGGUCUUUGAUAACUUACAGUACAAGCACAACAUCAAGGGUGGUGGCUGUCCUUACGUCUUGGUUCAGGAUCACAGGAAAGGCAAAGAGUGUAGAAUCCGGCUUACCGUAAUGAUCGACAAACAAGGCCAGAAAACUGUCAAGGCGACAAUUCUACAACCGUCCGAAAAGUCCGUCAUAAUCAAACCAGACCAAACCAUUUUGAUUGAUGGACAGCAAGCGGAUUGCUCUCAAAAGGCUUGUGAAUUAAAACAGGGCGGAACCACCGUCGCUGAGGUACGGACGUCUGACGGAAAGACUCAGCUUUCAACCGAGUUUGGCCUGCACGCUACAAUCGAAGGCCAGCGGAUCCAGGUGUUCGCCUCGCCUCUUCUGCGCAGCCGUGUACGCGGGCUGUGUGGUGACGCUGAUGGAGAGCAGUGGAAUGAGUACAAAGAUCCACAAGACUGCGUCCAGGAACUGAGUAAAUUCAUUCAGUCUUGGCAGCAAAAAUGUUAAAGAAACGAUAAACCAACACCAGACCUGACCAGACCAGCAAUGACGACCGGAAAAUGACCUUCUCAAUUUAAUUAUUCGCAUUUUAGUUUUAGAUUUAGCCUGCGUAGCAGACAUUUCCAAAGCCACGCAAAGGGAACGAACCUGCGAGCGAGUGCCAAGUGCGAGUUCCCCACUCCUCCCCCCUUCUUACUCACCCCCUCCCCUCCCCACCUCUCCUUAUUCUUUGCUUGCCCAAGGCGCGUUCGUUUACUCACUCAUCUUGCUCGAUCUCCUCGCCUGGAAAAUGAAAAGGAAAGGAAUCGUGUGCCACGCAGGCUACUUUAGAGUUUGAAAUGUCUUUAUAAAGACAAACAAACGUUAACAUAGUGCUAUUUUUUUCUCACUUACGAGCCAAGCUGCUUGGAGCGUUUGAAUGCUCUAAGACUAUUUUUGCUGUCAGUAUUGGGAUGUUAAAGUUGUGUGAUGGGAUAGUCAAAUAAAUGUUCAAGCAUUCA
This is a messenger RNA of Orbicella faveolata, 5217 nucleotides long. RefSeq names its product vitellogenin-6-like. The record is from RefSeq and is a predicted model, not a curated record. Gene Ontology annotation, molecular function: lipid carrier activity. NCBI's taxonomy places the organism in Eukaryota, Metazoa, Cnidaria, Anthozoa, Scleractinia, Merulinidae. Gene Ontology annotation, biological process: lipid transport.